Messenger RNA from Polypterus senegalus (gray bichir), 3097 nucleotides. RefSeq names its product VANGL planar cell polarity protein 2 (gene vangl2). Gene Ontology annotation, cellular component: plasma membrane. NCBI's taxonomy places the organism in Eukaryota, Metazoa, Chordata, Cladistia, Polypteriformes, Polypteridae. The record is from RefSeq and is a predicted model, not a curated record. The transcript has 9 exons. Gene Ontology annotation, biological process: establishment of planar polarity; multicellular organism development; Wnt signaling pathway, planar cell polarity pathway. Bases 1133 to 2698 code for a protein of 521 amino acids.
GUAGUAUUUUUGUGGCUACGUGCACACAUGGCCCUAUGCAAUUUAGUCGUCUCAGAUGUUAAAGGAAUUGUAUAGUAGUAAAGUACGCCUUUUGUGUGUCAUGCCACAAGACAGUGCUGUUAUUUGUUUAAACUCGUUAUACUUUAGAACAGCUUUCGUGCGCGUUUGUGAACAACGUUCUUUUCCCAGCCGUAACUCAUGUAAACAGAGAAGAGACAGAAAACGCAGCUGGAAGAGAAAGCUGGGGGGUGGUGGUGGGAGCGAACGUGUGAAUUCAAUAGCGAAAGAAAUGGGGAGGUGGGAUUCAGGCUGGAAGAGCCGGCUUCGCUUUUGAAUGAGAGAGAGAGAAAGAGAGCGAGCAAGGAAAGAUCCUGGAAGAAGAAUCACUGUUGUUUAAAAAAGAGAGAGAGAGAAAGAGAAGAAAGGGGAAAAAGAGCAGGCAAGGAAAAGCUGAAGGAAACAAAGGAGGAAUUGCAUUUCCUGUAAAGUAUGCGCCUAUGAUCUUUUCCACCGGAGACCGUCUAAUCUGCAAUAAAAAAUUAACAUAACGAGGUAUCGGAUUUGGACGUGGAGAUCGGAGGAAUUCGUCUGACUUAAUAUAUCAACCUUCUCUGGAUGUACAAUUAAUUGCUAGGGAACUUCAAUUUGUGAAUGAAUUCGCGUUUUUCGGGCAUCUUUUAACUCAAUGAAAAGGAAACAGCCAGGUCGACGGUUCGAUUAACAAUAAAGUCAGAAUUUGGGAGCUGACCCUUUCAUCACUACAAUUGUAUUCCCCCCAUUGUCUCCGCCUAACUGUGAACGUUCAAGACUAAUGCAAAUCCUGAUAUACCAAUCUCAACAGAAGGGGGAUCUUCACAAGUGAAUUUCCUGUCAAACCAGCAGGUUGUUCAGCCUUUGGUAUUCUCUGAGUGGGUAACACCAGUCCUUCAAAAUAGAUUCUCUCAGGAGCAAAGUCGACCUUCUGAAAUUACCCCUCUCUCUCUCUGCUAAGGCGGUGACCACCCGGAAACUUAAGGAAGGGGGGGUGCCAUCAAGAGCUGGGAACGGCCAGAGGGAGGGGGGAGGAGGAGGGGGGAACAGCCACCCCCGCAAACAGACACACAGCAGUGUGGAGAAGUCAAGGAACAGCAGCAUGGAUACUGAGUCCCAGUAUUCCGGUUAUUCUUACAAGUCAAGUCAUUCCCGCAGUUCACGGAAGCACAGAGACCGUAGAGAAAGACAUCGAUCAAAGAGCCGGGAAGGAAGCAGAGGUGACAAGUCAGUAACAAUCCAGGCACCAGGUGAACCACUAUUGGACAAUGAGUCAACAAGAGGAGACGACAGGGAUGAUAACUGGGGUGAGACCACCACAGUAGUCACUGGGACAUCUGAACAUAGUGUGUCUCAUGAAGAUGUGACUCGCAUAACAAAGGAUGUGGAUGAAUCUGUGACUCCUGACUGCCGCCGUUACCUUGGACCAGCCUUGUCAGCAGGUCUUGGUCUCUUUGCAUUUGUAACUCCUCUGGCAUUCCUUUUGCUUCCUCAGCUGCUAUGGCGGGAUGACUUAGAACCAUGUGGCACUCCUUGUGAAGGCUUGUACGUGUCCCUAGCCUUUAAACUCUUGGUUUUACUUAUUGCAUCAUGGGCACUGUUCCUCAGACCUCCUCGGGCCACCCUUCCUCGGAUCUUUGUAUUCCGCUCCUUGUUGAUGGUACUUGUCUUCCUGUUUGUGGCAUCAUACUGGUUAUUUUAUGGUGUGAGGGUGCUGGAACCCAGAGAAAGGGAUUACCGUGGUAUAGUGGAAUAUGCAGCUUCACUGGUGGAUGCACUUCUGUUUAUUCAAUACCUGGCUGUCAUUUUGCUAGAAAUAAGACAAAUUCAACCAGCCUUCUGCCUAAAAGUAGUUAGAACGACAGACGGUGCCAGCAAGUUCUACAAUAUUGGACACCUCAGUAUUCAGCGUGCCGCUGUGUGGAUUCUUGAGAGGUACUACAGUGAUUUCCCUGUGUACAACCCUGCUCUGCUGAACCUUCCUAAGUCCAUACUCUCCAAGAAAAUGUCAGGGUUUAAGGUGUACUCUCUAGGAGAAGAAAACAGUACCAACAACUCAACAGGCCAGUCCCGUGCAAUGAUUGCUGCUGCAGCCCGGAGACGAGAUAACAGCCAUAACGAAUAUUACUACGAAGAGGCAGAAAUGGAGAGACGUGUGAGAAAACGAAAAGCAAGACUUGUGGUUGCAGUAGAGGAGGCUUUUACACACAUUAAACGCUUGCAGGAUGAGGAUCAAAAGAAUCCACGAGAAAUUAUGGACCCCCGGGAAGCAGCCCAGGCAAUAUUUGCCUCAAUGGCACGUGCCAUGCAGAAGUACCUUCGGACCACAAGACAGCAGCCAUACCAUAGCAUGGAGAGCAUUCUGCAACACUUACAGUUCUGCAUUACGCAUGACAUGACACCUAAGGCAUUUCUUGAGCGGUACUUGCUGCCAGGACCCACAGUCCAAUAUCACAGAGAAAAUACAGCAGGCCGCCAGUGGACACUGGUCAGUGAGGAGCCAGUAACCUCGUCUUUGAGAGAGGGGGCAGUUUUUGCUCUGAAAAGGAUGGAUUUCUCCUUAGUAGUUACUGUGAAGCAAAUUCCCUUCUUGCAGGUCCGAGAGGAGUUCAUUGACCCAAAGAGUCACAAGUUUGUGAUGCGACUACAGUCGGAGACCUCUGUCUAAUUUCUACGCCUUCAGGAGCAGCUUGUUUACAAGAAUGCUUGUCAGAUGGUCUUUCAGGUUAUAGAUUGUUUACAUCAUAAUGGAAGAGCUAUAUGUGAUCCUUAAUUAGGAUUAUAGCAUCAAGCCAGGACAGAGCCACACUACCUACAUUUUUAGCUUGUCACAAGCUACUAUGAUAGCAUCAGUCUCAUUGAUCUGAGCUACUACAUGAUGGGUAGUUUGGUUUUUGUUUUUUAUUUUAACCUGGGACACCUUUUUGCAUUGAUAUAUUUUUUUUUUGACAUAUCAUAAAGUGCAAAUGGUUGUACUGAUCAAUCCCCCAAAUGUUCCUGUUGCAUCUGCUAACAGGAUUCACUUUUUCUGCCUGUGUCCAAUGAGUAAAACACAAUUACAUAAACA